UAGUAGUUUCUGCUCAUAGCAGCCUCGUAGAGGUGUCGGAAUUGGAUGAUAUAUAUGCAGCUGUGGAUUUAAAUCUCCAACCAACCAAUCAGAUGGCUUCCCUGGACCACAAUCUUUAUCUUCUUCCUCUGCUCAUCAUCAUCAUCAUAUCUUCCUUCCACGUUUUGCCUGUUUCACUCACACCUUCACACAAACUAAAAUCCGCCAUUACCAUUAGAAAACUCAACCUCAGAGGACCGUACAUCGGCCUCGUGACGGUCAUUGAGACCGAAGAAAAUGCUUUUCUCCGCAGUGUCGAAUUCAGACCCGACCCUACUCAUCCCUUCUUGGAUCUCUCUGGAAGACGUUUUCGAAUAGGGAAGGUUCAUGGAAAGAAGGUUGUGUAUGUCAGAUGUGGGAGAGGAAUGGUGAACGGAGCAGCAGCAACACAACAGAUGAUAGAUGUGUUCAAUGUGAAAGGGAUUGUGCAUUUUGGGAUUGCAGGAAAUAUGAACAACUCAAUGUCCAUAGGAGAUGUGAGCAUCCCUAAGCAAAUCACGAAUGCUGGCUUGUGGGAUUGGCUGAAUCCAGACAAAGCAAAGGGAGGUGAGGAUUUAGUAUACUUAGAUGUCGGGAACUAUAAUGUUCCAAAAGGAGAUGGCAACAAUGAGUUAGGGAGUAUUGGAUACAGUUACGAGCAACUAUAUUCAGUCACUGGUCGCAUCAAUAUACCUGAGAAUGUGUUUUGGAUCAAUACAACUCAAGAGUGGCUUCAUCUUGCAGCUGAUCUAGAGAAGAUAGAGCUGUCGCAGUGUGUGAAUGCAAGUUUGUGUCUUCCAAAGAAACCGAAAUUGGUUGUUGGACUGAAAGCAGCCACUGCGGACAUAUUUGUGGAUAAUGCAGCCUACAGAAAUUUCUUAUACGAUACUUUUGGUGUUUCCUCCUCAGAUAUGGAGAGUUCUGCAGUGGCCAUGUGUUUUGAAUUUGACCAGACAUGCGCAUCAAAUGGUUAUCCCGUAAUUGUGAUAAGAGGAUUAUCAGAUUUAGCAGGAGUAGGAGGAGAUAACACUGUUCAUAAGUUUGGAUCUUUGGCUGCCACUAACACUGCGAAAGCCGUUUUGGAGUUCAUUAAGAAGCUCCCACCGUCUUAAUUCCUAUGUGUAACCUAUUUAUCAUGAAUGUUUAAAUCUAGUUCUCUAGUUCAUAUCAACGAUCCCGUGACAACAAAUGAUUUGGAUUGUAAUGAUGUAAUCAACUUCAUCGUAA
This is a messenger RNA of Arabidopsis lyrata subsp. lyrata, 1245 nucleotides long. RefSeq names its product bark storage protein A. Gene Ontology annotation, molecular function: catalytic activity. NCBI's taxonomy places the organism in Eukaryota, Viridiplantae, Streptophyta, Magnoliopsida, Brassicales, Brassicaceae. The coding region runs from base 93 to 1130 and encodes 345 amino acids. Gene Ontology annotation, biological process: nucleoside metabolic process. The transcript is spliced from 6 exons. The record is from RefSeq and is a predicted model, not a curated record.